GAGCCCUGGGUCAGCUGACUCCCUUCCCUGCGCCGCAGUCGCUCAGACACAGCAGCUGCAACACCGACUCCGUUCACCCCGGCUCCCCGUCUGCUGCACACCGCUGUCCUCUCCAGCCAUGGCCAGCCAGUCUCAGGGCAUCCAGCAGCUGCUCCAGGCCGAGAAACGGGCGGCAGAGAAGGUCGCCGAGGCCCGCAAACGGAAGAACCGGCGUCUGAAGCAGGCGAAGGAGGAGGCGCAGGCUGAGAUCGAGCAGUACCGCCUGCAGAGGGAGAAGGAGUUCAAGACCAAGGAGGCCGCGGCCCUGGGAUCCCACGGGAACUCGGCGGUGGAGGUGGACAAGGAGACUCUGGACAAAAUGCAGAAGAUCCAGAACAGCUUCCAGCAGAACCGUGAAGCUGUGCUGGCCAGCCUGCUCUCGCUGGUCUGCGAGAUCAAGCCUGAGAUCCAUACCAACUACCGCAUCAACGGCUAGUGCCCUAGCCCAGGGGCUCCUCCUGGCCCGGUCCGGCCCAGACCAGCACUUCAGCGCUGCCAGGACAGACGCUGCUGUCGGGAUGGCCUGACCGCUUUCAGAGCGCAGCAGUCUGAGCCCGUCCAGGCUGCACCAGCCUCGGGGCUCCCUCUGCCCCAGCUGCAGCUUGUUGUGAGACAAUUUGCUUAGGCCUGUGGGGCUACAGUAACGUCCAUUCGACUACUUUUCACACAGAGGAAGUGCAAAUUGCAACACAGUAGCAAGAUCGAAAUGGACUCCACAGGAGUACUGGCUUCUGUUUCAGUGGGAGCUCUGUACAGAGCCCAGCUGCUGGUGAAGUCGGGACACGCUCAGACUGCUGUGCCCUGGGAGACUGAUAGCCAUCCAAGCCCUGGGCCUCCUAGCUGUGUAGAAUCAUUAGGGUGGGUGUUAGUAUGCUAGUAAUAUCUGUGUGUGCGUGCUUGUUCCGUCGCAGAAAGUGCUGUCGUUUUUAUUUCAUAUAUAUAUAUAAAAAGUUGUUUAUUUCAUUGUUUUCAUUACCAUAAAAUUCAAAAGAGAUCCUGAUCCUUAAUGCUGUUGUCCACAUGAGUGGAGUGAGACGGUUCAGAUUUGUGCUCUCUGCGUACAGCUCCUCUGUUCGAACCCGAACCUCCUGUCCCCCGUGAUCCGGGGAGCUCUGUCUGCAGCCCCUCCGAGCUGCUCUUUCACCCAACCUCGGCACCACCAGCACCUGGGAAUCAAGGAGCUGCUUGUAGCAAUGGCCAGUGGUGUGGGGGUGGCUGUGUUGUUUUGUGCUCCGUGGAGUCUAGUGCUCUUUACAAUCUGCUGUAAAAAAUACAGGUUCUGCCUUUUGAUUUUUGGUCCUGUUCCUCCUUAAAUAAAAUUAUUUAAAACGA
Messenger RNA from Lepisosteus oculatus (spotted gar), 1371 nucleotides. RefSeq names its product ATPase H+ transporting V1 subunit G1 (gene atp6v1g1). Lineage: Eukaryota; Metazoa; Chordata; Actinopteri; Semionotiformes; Lepisosteidae. Gene Ontology annotation, molecular function: proton-transporting ATPase activity, rotational mechanism. The record is from RefSeq and is a predicted model, not a curated record. Gene Ontology annotation, biological process: proton transmembrane transport. Gene Ontology annotation, cellular component: vacuolar proton-transporting V-type ATPase complex.